Molecule: messenger RNA, 839 nt
Organism: Anthonomus grandis grandis
Lineage: Eukaryota; Metazoa; Arthropoda; Insecta; Coleoptera; Curculionidae
Gene: mRpS26
Product: probable 28S ribosomal protein S26, mitochondrial
Exons: 3
Coding region: 102-791 (229 amino acids)
Cellular component (GO): mitochondrial small ribosomal subunit
Source: RefSeq, a predicted model, not a curated record
CUCAAAAAAAAAUUGUAUUUUUACUCCACUAACCUCAAACUAAAUUAACAUUAAUAUUGUUUAAAAAUACCCCUUAAACAGCGAUAAAAAGGGUCUCCACGAUGUUUCGUUUAGCAACGAGGUUUAACGCCCCAAAAAUAUCACCGCAAGCGGUAAAUACGUACACAACAGUCUUCGGAUUCGAGAUGAAGUUCGACCCUGCCCUGGUGCCCCAGAAAAAAAGCCACAGAAAGCCCCGAUGGAUUCCAACGGCAAAAACCAAGAAGUUCAGAGUGCCUACCAGGCCACAGAUCCCUAAAGAUGAGGAACUGGAACUGCUCAGGUUAAACAAUAACUACAGGACACAAAUCAAGUCCAUAAGGGCAUUUUUACGGGAAAAACACUCCACAUUGUUCCAGAAAAGUUUGGACCCGGAGGAAAUCUUGAAACUCUUUAGGGAAGACUUUGACGCAUGUAAGGCGAUAAACGACAAAUGGAACGAGGAAAUCCGUGUGAUCAGAGAGAAGAGGAUGGAAGAGAUGUUGCAAAAUGAUAUUGAGUUCGCGCAAAAAAGGAUGGAAUUAGAGCUAGAAAAAAGACACCAACUGCAAGAGUUGGCCGAGAGUUUGGUUAGGAAAGAGAAAGAUGUUUCAAGCAGUUUUAUAACUGCUGAGAAUAUUGAUGAGGCUAUUGAUAAAGCGUUGGAGUCAUUUGUCGAUUAUAAUUUUGCCAUUGAUGAAACGGGAGAGAAGAUUGUGGGGAGAGAAACUCCUGUGCCAGUGAUGCAGGAAAAAGCUGCAGCAAAGCAGUAACUUUUUAGAUAGGAUUCAUUGAAUAAAUUAAUUGUUUGUGAAGUAGUA